Polychytrium aggregatum is the source of this 262-nucleotide messenger RNA. RefSeq lists its product as uncharacterized. The record is from RefSeq and is a predicted model, not a curated record. Lineage: Eukaryota; Fungi; Chytridiomycota; Chytridiomycetes; Polychytriales. The annotation marks the transcript as partial. The transcript is spliced from 2 exons.
AAUGACGCGUGGCACCAUCGACGUCACUCGGUCGACAUUGUUCUUGGGAUUGCGUUUCCGCCUUCGUCCUAGAGCGCCCCGAACAGUUCCCUCAAGUCCCAGCACUCCAGAGACAGAAUACGACAUGGAUAUUGGCAGUGGAACUUCAGAAACCAUUCAGUACAUUGUCCUCGGCAUCGGCGUUGCAGGACAAAUACUAUGUCUCCUGUAUGCGGUGAAGAAGUGUCUCAAAAUCAAGACUGUCUACAACUAUCUGAUGCUU